GGGGGGCAGUGGGACUGCAAGUCCCAUGAUUCGGUGGGGCGCGGGCAGGAAGGGAAGGGGGGGGGCCAGGAUUGUCCUGGUAAAUAGAGCCGGGGGAAGCAUGAAGCUGUACUGCCUGUCAGGACACCCAACCUUACCAUGCAAUGUACUCAAGUUCAAAUCCACCACCAUCAUGUUGGAUUGUGGACUGGAUAUGACGUCUACCCUCAAUUUUCUCCCAUUGCCGUUGGUUCAAAGCCCCAGGCUGUCCAAACUUCCUGGUUGGGUUUUGAAAGAUGGAAGCACAUUUCUGGACAAGGAACUAAAGGAGUGCUCUGGCCAUGUGUUUGUAGACUCCGUGCCAGAGUUCUGUUUACCAGAGACUGAGCUGCUUGACCUCUCCACGGUAGAUGUAAUCUUGAUCUCAAACUAUCACUGCAUGAUGGCAUUGCCCUAUAUCACAGAAUACACAGGAUUCACUGGAACAGUUUAUGCCACUGAGCCCACUGUUCAAAUUGGCAGACUUCUCAUGGAAGAACUGGUGAAUUCCAUUGAACGCGUGCCAAAAGCUCAGUCUGCCUCCAUGUGGAAGAACAAGGAGGUACAAAGAUUGCUGCCUGUCCCUCUGAAGGAUGCAGUGGAGGUGUCUAUGUGGAGGAAGUGCUACACCAUGCCAGAAGUGAAUGCUGCACUCAGCAAGAUCCAGCUCGUGGGGUAUUCUCAGAAGAUUGAGCUGUUUGGUGCUGUACAAGUCACCCCUCUCAGCUCAGGCUAUGCUCUUGGAAGUUCCAAUUGGAUUAUCCAGUCGCACUAUGAAAAGGUUUCCUAUGUUUCAGGAUCUUCUCUACUUACAACACACCCUCAGCCCAUGGACCAGGCUUCUCUUAAAAACAGUGAUGUUCUCAUCCUGACGGGUCUUACGCAAAUCCCGACUGCCAACCCAGAUGGCAUGGUAGGAGAAUUCUGCAGCAACUUGGCUAUGACUGUCCGGAAUGGAGGAAAUGUACUUGUUCCCUGUUAUCCCUCUGGAGUAAUAUAUGAUCUGCUGGAGUGCCUAUAUCAGUAUAUUGACUCUGCUGGACUCUCCAAUGUCCCUUUUUAUUUCAUCUCACCUGUUGCCAACAGCUCCCUUGAGUUCUCCCAAAUCUUUGCUGAAUGGUUGUGUCAUAACAAACAAACAAAGGUGUAUCUUCCAGAACCUCCCUUUCCCCAUGCUGAGCUUAUUCAGACAAACAAAUUGAAACAUUAUCCCAGCAUCCAUGGAGACUUCAGCAAUGACUUCAAGCAGCCUUGUGUUGUUUUCACUGGACAUCCCUCUCUUAGAUUUGGCGAUGUGGUUCAUUUCAUGGAGUUAUGGGGGAAAUCUAGCUUGAACACUGUUAUAUUCACAGAACCUGAUUUCUCUUACCUGGAUGCCCUGGCUCCUUACCAACCUUUGGCGAUGAAAUGUGUUUACUGUCCCAUUGACACAAGACUGAAUUUUAUUCAGGUGUCUAAAUUACUCAAAGAAGUUCAGCCUCUCCAUGUCGUUUGCCCGGAGCAGUACACUCAGCCACCACCCACCCAGUCUCAUCGCACAGAUCUGAUGAUAGACUGUCAGCCUCCACCAAUGUCCUACCGCAGAGCAGAGGUGCUGACCCUUCCAUACAAGCGGCGCUAUGAGAAGAUUGAAAUCAUGCCAGAAGAUCUGAUACUUGCAGACUUUCUGCACUCAGACUCUGCCUGAUUUAGCAGAUGGUAUAAAGCCAAAGCUGAAUCUGUUUGAGAGUUCUGCCCACACCAUAACCUCUUGUGCAUUUCCGUGUGUGGUUUCAAGUGACAACAUAGCUUCUGAUGCUUAAAUAGCGAAGGGAUAAGAAGAGGCAGGGAGGUAGGAGGUGAGGUAAAUUGCCUUCCUUUCCUAACAUUGCUAUCCAAAUAUAGUGACAGGAUGAAGAGCAUGUAUUUUCUUCUGUUUAUAAGACUGACUAUGCAGGUCAACCCUGCUUGUGAAAGGGCUGUUUCACAGCUUUUAUGUGGAAUAUUUGGUCACUCUUUUCCUAUUAAAGGUAAACUGGGAAGAUGCUUUUCUGCAUUCAGAAACUGGAUUUGAUGUGUGUGAGGAGCAAGGUGAGUGGAGAGAUGGAGGAUGAGGCAGGUUGUUCUCUGUUCAGAUUUUGCUGAGGACUACUUACUGUAAAAUCCUCUGUGAAACUGUUCCCUGGGCCCUGGUGGACUCCUGCUGAAGGCAGGCAGAUCUCAAAGUCUUUGGGCUUUUUCUCUAAUAAAUGGGAGAGAAUAUUUUUCUGUUGCAUACAAAUUGCAUCUAUUUUUAAGGGCUAGGAUCUGGCUGAGAGUCUCUCCAUACCUGGCAAGCUACAAGGCUGUAAACAAUGAUUUCACCUGGAAAUGGAAGUGCCCUCAUGGGUUACCUAUCCAGAACCCAGGUGCAGUUAGUAAUAGUGUUUAUAAUGUGCCUCAAAAACUGUUAGGCACCAGCUUCAAAUUACGAAGACUUUUGCCCCUGCUGUUCCCAUUAGAACGCUGUUCAAACCCCCACUGUCUCUGAUGGCUAGAAACAUCCUAAUUUCCCACUUACACUUAUUCAUGGCUGUUCUGCACAUACUUAUCUUAACAUCAUGUUUUAUCAUAAAUAGAUUUUCCCUUUUGUUGGUAUUUUCCCUGUGGUGUUUACAUAAUCAAAUUCUCCUUUUUGCUCUCUUUUUACCAGGCUAAACAAGCAAAGAUAUUUAGUUUCCCCUUACAAGACAGCUUUUCCUGCCCUAAUCUACCCUUCAGAAUAUCUUACUUGAACUUAAAUUACCCACAAUUUACCGUAGUUCAGAUGAGAUCUUCCUGGGCCCCAUAUAAUAGCAGUAGCUCAUCUCUGCUAGAAUUACCUGGUAUUUUCUGGAGCUGCAUUUAGCUUUUUCAUGGCUGUGUCACAUUUGUGACUCUCAGUACUCAUGGGAUGACCUAAUACCCCUGGACUCUUCACCUCUGUCAUUUCCAGGAGCUGCCAGUUCACAGCAGAAAUUCUCAGUAUUAACCCAGUCCCUGGCCUUGUAUUUCACAUUAUUGAAUUUUGUCUUGGCUUUCUCACUCCAGUUCUUGAGGUCAUCUAGUUCUUCCUGUAUGAUAGUCUGAUCUUUCUUUCUAUUGAGGGUGCCUCUACAAACUUCAGUGAGGCCUUCUGAACACUCUCUUCAUUCUGUACUGAGUCAGUUAUAAAAACUGUAUGGGAGUAGGCUCAAGACAGACUCUUUAGGGGUCAGUCUGGGAAUAUCUUUGCUUUAGCCAGUGCUUUCCCCACCUCAGGGCUGCUGUGCAAAUCCAGUUUGUAAUUUCCCAUGUGGUACCUUGGUAGUGCUUCAUAUAGCACAUGCUGGGGCUGCCCC
Molecule: messenger RNA, 3356 nt
Organism: Neopsephotus bourkii (Bourke's parrot)
Lineage: Eukaryota; Metazoa; Chordata; Aves; Psittaciformes; Psittacidae
Gene: INTS9
Product: integrator complex subunit 9
Exons: 15
Coding region: 26-1705 (559 amino acids)
Biological process (GO): snRNA processing
Cellular component (GO): integrator complex
Source: RefSeq, a predicted model, not a curated record